GAAAGCAGCGAUGUCGUCACCGGAGCGCGCCGCAGUGACAUGCCGCUGAGGGCUGAAUGUCAGAUCUGGAAAAUAAACCUCUAAUAAUAAUUUAUAUUAUUUAUUUACUCCAGUAAAAACCCGUAAACCCGCGCUGAGGAACGGAAUAAACAUCAACAUGAGGUAUCUCUCUGUACCGUGGUUGAGGCUGGCUGGUUCUGUGGUCAGUUCUGGUCCGUUGAGGUUGUGUUGUUCUGGUCAGGUAUCGGUAAAGCUCUCGGUCAGAACCGUCUCUCAGGUUGUGUUUACAGUGGACCACAGGUCCCGCCCCUCUCGUCCUGUACUCUCUAAUCCCUGGGCUCUCUCAGGACUUUGUCCCGCAGGUCUGCAGUCCUGCAGGAGGGUGAGCUCGGCCCGGCCCGGCUGGUACGAGAGCAUAGCGGACUCUGGACCCGUCCAUCUGACCGAGCAGCUGCUGAUCUUCAGCCAGCAGAGCACAGGCUUACCCUGGUGGAUCAGCAUCAUCUGCACCACACUGACCCUGCGUACCGCCAUCACCCUCCCCCUCUCCAUCUACCAGAACACCAUCAUCGCCAAGGUAGAAGCUCUGCAGAAGGAGAUCGCAGAGCUAGCGCGGCGGCUAAGCUACGAGAUUUCAGUCAAAGCUAAAGAGAAGGGCUGGUCUGAGAAGACAUGCAGAUAUCAUUUUAAGAAGAAUCUGCGGCGCAUCGUGUCGGAGCUGUACGUGAGGGAUAACUGCCACCCGUUUAAGGCCAGUCUGCUCAUCUGGGUUCAGCUGCCCAUGUGGGUGUGUCUCUCUCUCGCCCUGCGGAACCUCAGCAUGGGAAUAGGACACGCCUCCGCAGGGUUGCAGCAGGAGCUGGCAGCAGGGGGCGCUCUGUGGUUUUCAAACCUCACCCUCCCAGACUCCACCUGGAUCAUACCCGUGUCUCUGGGCCUCAUUAACCUGCUCAUCACUGAGAUAUUUGCUGUGACGAGGUUAGACGCUUCGAGAUUCCAGAGGUACGUGACGCACUUCAUCAGAGGAAUCUCACUGGUGAUGAUUCCCCUUUCAGCUGCAGUUCCCUCUUCCAUGGCUCUGUACUGGCUGAGCUCCAGUUGUGUAGGAUUGGGUCAUAACCUGCUCCUGCGUUCUCCACGCUUCCGGACCCUGUGCAGAAUCCCCCCGACCCGCUCCGACUCAGAAACUCCCUACAGGGACAUCAUCGCUGCGUUCGUGGCCAAGUACACUAAAUUAAGAACAUGAGGACCAGUCUGAUCAGAACAUCAGAUUCUAGCAGAUCUGCUCACAUCCUGAAGCCUCCAGGGGAUCUGGUUCUGAAGAACAUCCUGGACCUGGAGUACUGUAAACAGAACCGGCACCAGAAAGACUGUUAUAGGAAGACGAUGCUGACAGUGAAUAAAAGUGAAUAGCCAGUUAGCAACCAAACAUGCUAGUGUUGCUAACAGUGAAUAAGAACCUAAAUAACAACUGGUUAGCAGCACUAUGACAGUCCAGUAAAACAUGCUAAUGCUGCUCACCAUGAGUAGCUCAACCAUGCAUGCUAAUAUUAUUAACCAUGAGUGUACACUAGUAGCCACUGGUUAAUAACACAAUGUAAGCUAAACCAGACUUGCUAACAUUGCUAACAGUUAAUAAAAAGGAAUAGCCACUGGUUAGCAACAUUAUGACGACUCAGUCAAAUAUGAUAAUGCUGCUAACCAGGAAAAGUAGCAUAAUGUCAGCUCAACCAGACAUGCUAAUGCUGCUAACAGUGAAUAAACGUGAACAGCCACUGGUUAGCAGCACUAUAAAAGCCCAGUAAAACAUGCUAAAGCUGCUAACAGUGAAUAACAGUGUACAGCCACUGGUUAGCACCGUCAAUCAUGCUAAUACUGCUAAGGAACAGUCAGGAACAGUCGCAUAAUUGUCGGCGAAUGGACAUAUAUGAUUUUCGUGAUGCUAACUGAAAACUAUCCAGUUUUAUUCCCUGUUAAUUAGCAUAAUUAGCAUGUUUGGUUGAGCUAUUCACUGGUCCACUGACUGCAUUACUGGAUAAGCGUUGUCGGGAUGUGCAUUGUGUUGUUGUACAGAUGUUCUCCAUUAAAAGUGAAAUGACGGUUCUUUCCAACACAUCAAUCACAGCUGAUAAACAGCAGGACUUCUGGUUUGUGGUGUAUUUCAGGAAUUCACUCUGUAUUUAUAAGAAACACCAGAAGGUGCUGUUCCACUGUGUUUAUACUGUAUGGACAAAUGUAUUGGGACUCCUGCUCAUUCAUUGUUUCAUUGCUUCUUCGGAAAUCAAGGUGAUUAAAAAGAGUUUAUCCUGCUUU
Astyanax mexicanus (Mexican tetra) is the source of this 2313-nucleotide messenger RNA. Its product is annotated as cytochrome c oxidase assembly protein COX18, mitochondrial. The record is from RefSeq and is a predicted model, not a curated record. Gene Ontology annotation, molecular function: membrane insertase activity. Gene Ontology annotation, biological process: protein insertion into mitochondrial inner membrane from matrix; mitochondrial respiratory chain complex IV assembly. The transcript is spliced from 7 exons. The coding region runs from base 158 to 1246 and encodes 362 amino acids. Gene Ontology annotation, cellular component: mitochondrial inner membrane. Lineage: Eukaryota; Metazoa; Chordata; Actinopteri; Characiformes; Acestrorhamphidae.